GUGCCAAACGGUACGGCUCAAUGUUUCACGUUACGUUUAUUACCGUUAGUUACAUCAUUCCAUAAGUUUUUGAGGAAUAUAAGCAGACUGCCCUGCUCAUUGCAUUCACAUUUAGUAUAGUGCGACUUGGCCAAGUGGAUUCAUGCCCAUUCAGCAGAUAAAUGGCCAAAGAAGAUAAAGAAGCCCAGGAGGAUGAGUUACUCGCCCUUGCUGGUAUUUUUGAUGAAGAUGAAUUUAAAAGGGCGGAAUCUUCCCAGGGUGGUGAAAUUAGAAUUUGCCUCACAUUACCACCAAACUUUAGAGUACUGGUAGAUGGCAGAAAUGAGCAACUCAGUUACAUAGUUGACUGUUUGCCACCAGUUGUCUUGAAAUUUGAUCUCCCGGCAGAUUAUCCAUCAGCUUCUCCACCUGCCUUCACACUUCACUGCAACUGGCUCUCUACAAGUCAGCUCACCAGUCUAUGUACACAAUUGGAUGAGAUCUGGAAAGAAAACAGAGAUUGUGUUGUUUUAUUCUCCUGGAUGCAGUUUCUAAGGGAAGAAGCACUCUCUUUCUUGAAUAUUGGUUCUUCCUUAGUUUUAGAGCCAUCUGUGAUGAGAUGUUAUCACCAGCCAUUUACUUACGAGGAAGCAAACCAGACAGGCUUUGUGGAGGCAGAAGACACAUUGGGUGCAAUCUGCUGUGACCCAAGAGCUAUCCAAGAGGUGGAGUCAUGGACAAACAUUCUGCCAGAGAUCCUAGAUUUUAACCAACAUCAGAAACAAAAAUGGUUCAAUGCUAAAGUGUACACUUGCAAGAUAUGCUUUUUAGAAAAACUUGGAAGCGAUUGUAUGUGUCUUACCAAAUGUGAGCAUGUGUACUGCAACACUUGUCUGAAAGAGUAUUUUGAAAUCCAGAUCAAGGAAGGCACUGUUCACUUACUCAACUGCCCAGAGCCAAAGUGCCCUUCUGUUGCCACUCCAGCACAGGUAAAGCAACUGGUUGGAGAAGAGGCAUUUUCCCGUUAUGACCGCCUGUUGCUGCAGAAUGGUCUGAGUCUAAUGACAGAUGUUGUAUACUGUCCACGAUUAAGCUGUCAAACUGCAGUGCUGAAAGAACCAGACAGUGAAAUGGGUGUUUGCAGUAACUGUUUGUUUGCAUUUUGUACCGAGUGUAAUCUGACUUACCAUGGAAUUGCUCCUUGUUAUGAAGAAGUAGAAGGUGAUAAACGCAAUGAACCCAGAAACAAAAUACGAGACAUGCGAAUGAAUAAAAAGUGGAUUAAAGAAAAUGCUAAGUGCUGCCCUAAAUGUAGUGCACCUGUACAGAAAGAAGGUGGAUGCAAUAAAAUGACCUGUGCUCGUUGUGGAACUUCCUUCUGCUGGAUCUGUGGAACUCGUUUGAAACAGCAUUCAUAUAAACACUUUAAAGAUCCGUCUGUAAAAUGCUCCUUAAAAUCAUAAUAAGAUCAGAAUUGAAAACAUCACUCUGCAAAAGCUGCCAUCUGGACAUCAGGAUUGUUUUGUCAUCACAGAAGCUAAGUUUAGUAAACAAGAACAGCGAAUUUCAAGGAUGGAAAAAAAUACAUUUUCAUUCCAUACUUAGUAUGGAAGACACAAAGACAGAUGGUUUUGAGUAGCAUUUAACUCUCACACAAAGCCAGUAGUUACUUCCAAGUUGUAGGUUUCCUUUUGUAAUAAAGGUUAUUCUCUCUCUCUAUGAAGUAAAGCCAAUUGAAUUCUGGUUGUACUCUGAAUAACAUUCUAGUUUAAUGAAUUUUUAUGCUUAUGACAAUGGCAUUGUUGAAGCAUGCCAGUGCAGAGGAUAAAGUUAUAACAAAGUUGCCACUAUUGUUAAGUAAAUUUGUAAUUAACUGUGUUUUACUGUGUAUAACAUGGAAUGGAUACAUCAGCUAAUUUAUGGACUAGGUUGACAAUAGUAACAACUAUUAAAAAUGGCAGGUGAUCAGAAUGUUUUCUAAAGAGCUAAUUUCAGAAUUCACAAUAUAAGACCAUUGAUAAAAAAUAUAGUACAGAUUAAUGUAUAUAAUUUGCAAAAUGUUUGUAUACAGUAUAAUAUUUUUUGGCUGAAGUGGGUUUGCAUUGCUUUGCUAACAAGCAUUUAAUAAAAAUUCUGUCAUUCUGUUUGAUUCAGGCUUUUCAUUUGCGUACCCAGUCUAGUGGAACUUACAUGCUAUAUUUUUUCACAGGGUUAUGUGUUGUUGUAUGAGAGAGUGUAUGUCCAGUUAUAAUAGUAUAACAGCACUCGCUUAAGGUAGAAAUUGGCUGCAAAAUGCUGUGUGUGCCACUACCAAUGCUAUUUUUUGAACAUUCCAGCACCUUGGCUUAUAAAAAUCCUUCAUGAAAGUGAUUUUGUUAUGUAAUGCACACAUAAUAACUGGUCACUGUUCCAGAGACAAACAUAAAAUAAUUGCAACACAAAUCAUAGCAAGCAUAGCUGAGACAGUAAUUGAAAUAUGAUAUUUAUUAAAACAAGAGUGGAAGUAAAUUAUCUACAUAUUAUCUGAUUAAUUCCUUCAUAAAAUCAUUCCUCCUCAAGGAAUAUAAGGGAUCGUUCAUGUAACAAUGAAGUCAAAGGCAUGGUUGUGUUCA
Molecule: messenger RNA, 2591 nt
Organism: Protopterus annectens (West African lungfish)
Lineage: Eukaryota; Metazoa; Chordata; Ceratodontiformes; Protopteridae
Product: E3 ubiquitin-protein ligase RNF14-like
Exons: 8
Coding region: 162-1442 (426 amino acids)
Biological process (GO): ubiquitin-dependent protein catabolic process; positive regulation of proteasomal ubiquitin-dependent protein catabolic process; protein polyubiquitination
Cellular component (GO): ubiquitin ligase complex; cytoplasm
Molecular function (GO): ubiquitin protein ligase activity; ubiquitin conjugating enzyme binding; zinc ion binding
Source: RefSeq, a predicted model, not a curated record